Messenger RNA from Cataglyphis hispanica, 3323 nucleotides. It is a transcript of the gene Klp67A, whose product is annotated as kinesin-like protein KIF18A. Gene Ontology annotation, molecular function: microtubule binding; microtubule motor activity; ATP binding. Lineage: Eukaryota; Metazoa; Arthropoda; Insecta; Hymenoptera; Formicidae. Bases 260 to 2857 code for a protein of 865 amino acids. Gene Ontology annotation, biological process: microtubule-based movement. The record is from RefSeq and is a predicted model, not a curated record. The transcript has 3 exons.
CAAAACUGAAACAUAAACGCUAACGGUUUUUCGCAUGUGCUUGAUGUCGAAUAUUUAUUCAUUGAUACGCGUCAGUUUUAAUACAUUUUCCUCUCACGAUAAAACUUGCUUCGAGUAGAGUGUUCACGGAUAAGAGGAGCUUGUUUUUGGAAUCAAAACAAUUUUUGAAGUUACAGCAAUAGCUUGUCAUAUAGUAGAUACAGCUGUAUCACGAUGUGAGGACUGAUGAGAACAAUUGAUCUACAAAAGCAUAAAGGCAAUGGUUUUCAAUAAGAAAGAUCUCAGUAAAGUAGUCUCGCCUAGCAAAACUAUGAAGGCGAUGGGAAAAAAGCUGUUUCAGAGUGGCGAAUUGGUCAAGCCGAGCACAAGCGGCACUGCAAUUGUUCAAAGCGAGGAUACUUCCGAGAUAUCUAUCAAAGUAAUUGUGAGAGUUCGCCCGUAUAAUGAACGCGAGCUGCAGGAUAAUAGCAGAACAGUAGUUGAGGUUGUCGACGAUAAGAUGUUGAUUUUUGAUCCGAAAGUGCGGGAUACACCAUUUUUCUUUCACAAUGUAGCGCAAAAAAGUAGGGAUAUGCUGAAGAAACAGAAUAAGCAGUUGCAGUUCAUUUUUGACAGGAUUUUUAGCACGACAUCGACCAAUAUUGAUGUUUUUGAAGGAAGCACCAAGAGCUUGAUUACUAGACUCCUCGACGGCUACAAUUGCUCUGUGUUUGCUUAUGGUGCCACUGGCGCUGGCAAAACUCAUACUAUGCUGGGCAAUAAAGAAGAUCUUGGUAUUACGUAUCGUACUGUAGCAGAGCUCUUCUACGAGAUCGAGAAACAAAGUAAACAUCGCGAAUUUCACCUAGGUGUAUCUUACUUGGAAAUAUAUAAUGAGAAUGUACAAGACUUGUUGCAUAAGUCAGGCCAAUUACACUUGAGAGAAGAUGGUAGAUGUGGAGUUGUAGUUGCUGGUUUAGAACCAGUUGCUAUCCAAAGCGCUGAAGAAUUAUUAUUACUAUUGGCAGAAGGUAAUAAAAAUCGUACUCAACAUCCAACAGAUGCAAAUAAGGAAAGUAGUAGAAGCCAUGCAGUUUUCCAAGUAUAUAUCAAGAUAAUUAAUAAGUUGGAUAGUCAAGUGCAGAGAGUCAAGUUGUCUAUGAUCGACUUAGCAGGAUCUGAAAGAGCUUCAGCUACUGGUUGUAAAGGUGUAAGAUUUAAGGAAGGCGCUAAUAUUAAUAAAUCUUUACUGGCCCUUGGAAAUUGUAUAAAUAAUCUAGCAGAUGGUAUAAAACAUAUUCCAUAUAGAGAUUCCAAACUCACGAGGCUACUGAAAGAUUCACUUGGUGGUAAUUGCCAUACUGUUAUGAUAGCUAAUAUUGGUCCCUCUAGCCUUAGUUAUGAAGAUACAUAUAAUACUUUAAGAUAUGCAAAUCGCGCAAAGAAAAUCAAAUCAUAUGCCAAAAAGAAUGUGUCUUGCGAAAUGCAUGUUGCUGGUUAUAUCAAGAUAGUGGAGGAACAAAAGAAGGAAAUAGAUAUUUUGAAAUCAAAAUUAGCAGCUUUUGAGAAUGGAUCAUCGCUGGUAAAUAAACCAAAUAAAUUGAUGUUGGAAAUGCAUUGCAAACUUACAAAGUUAUAUGAAAAGAAGAAAGAUUUGAUUGAGAAAGUGCUAACUUUGGAAAGUUCCGAUAAGAUUUUAGCUUGCAGGAUACUUUAUAAGAAAGAUGCAGACGAUAGACUGUAUAAUUUGACAACAGCUGCCAAUGAUUUGUCAGUGGAAGAACACAACGCUAGUGGAAAAUCUCGUAUCAACAAAUCUUUACAUUACUUCCAACGGCAAAGAGAUUCUCUCAAAACACAAAUGCAAGCGACAUGGCAGAAAUUAUGUUCGGUUGAGACAGAAAUACAAGAAAUAACUACUUCUCAAUUAAAAGUUAAACCUUUUGAUGAGAAUUUACAAAGUAAAUUGUCUUUGCAAAUUUCCGACAUUGAGAAAUGUUGGAUUCCCUAUAUGCAGCAACACAUGAAGAAAUUUUGUAGUCUCCUGCAAUGUGAGAGGCAAUCAAUUAACACUAUAAUGAAAGUAAUGAGUAAUACAUUGCAAAAUUAUUACAAUAUGGUGAAAGGCUAUGGAACAAUGACUGAUAAAAUGCAACUGGAAUUCAAAGAAUUAAUAAAGUUGCUUGAAGGUUUCCGAAAUAUCAAAUGGUCUGAUUCUGACACAGUAAGCAAUGAGGAAAAUUUCAAUGUAUUUACUUGUUUGAGUAUGGAUGUAAUGGAUCCUUUAAAUAAUCCUAUACCAGCUGUUGCGAUAACACCGGAAGCAAAUGAGAGAUGCGACGAUCAGACUACGAAUAUUUUGAAUUUUACUUUUGACGCUGCUGCAAAUGAGAAUAACGAUAUCGAUAAUGUCUUUAAUUUAGGCAACGAGAGUAAUAGUCAUGAAAAUAAUGUGAAUGACAAAUCUGUGCAAGAAAUUCCACGUGAGAAAACUACUGUAAAAAUAACAAGAAAACGUGUACUAUCUGAUAAAAACAGCGAAAACAACAGCACACCUCCAAAGCAGAUGAGAAAGCUAUUAACGAAUAAUAAAAGUAUUGUACAGAAUAAUAGUCGAGUAGAUAAGGAGAAUAUGAAUAAGAAGCCUACUCAAAUGAGCGCCAAGAGCAUUGCAAUUUUAAAUAAGUUAAAGAGUAAUACAACUGCUCUUACACCGACUUCAUCUCGGCACAAUAAUGCCGAGGAAAGAACGGAUGUGGCGCUUAAGGUGAUACGUAAUAAAGAGAGACGCGGCAUUAUGACUACGCAUCCAUAUCAUAAAUCUACUUUUGGAAAGAGACCUACUCCAGCUCUACCAUCUACUAGAGUUCCAUGGUAAUAUCAGAUCAAAAUUUGAGACAUCUAUCUUUUCAAUUUAACAUUGGGAAAAUAGUGGCCUUAUCAAUAUUAUGCUAAAUAGUUAUAAUUUUAACAAGGAUCCCUCAAAGGAAUCCGAAUAAAAUAUAUGUAAUACUGGAUAUUGUAAUUUUUUUCAUAAAUAGAUCUCUCUUGACUAUAUGGUUAAAGUUGACUAUACAAUAAAAUGACUUUUUAAUAUUAUCUUAUGUCUUAGCUUGAAAAAAAAAUAUAUAUAUAUAUAUAAAUGUAGUAAUGCAAUAUAUCAAGAAAAUUAAAACGAUAAUUUUUGUAUAACUGUAAAUUAUUAUAUUUUGUAUGCAUGAGAGAGGGAGAGAGAGUGAGAGAGAUGUAAUUAUAUUUUUUUUUAAAUUAUCCAAGAUUAAUCAAAAAAUUUUAUCUUAAUCGAAAUAUAGAAUUUCUGUUGUGUGUAGAGUGUCGACUACUUG